CUGUAAUUCUAGCGCCCCAGAAAUGCGACUGCUGCACCUAAUGCGAGUGACAAUUUGAAGAUGGUGGUACCUGGAAAUCCCCUUGAAAUUCAGUAUGAUAGUGCAAUAGAAGUUGGUGUUAAAAGUACUAUGGAUAACAAGGCUGAAUCUGAUGCUCACAUUGGAUCUGAAUUAAAAGAAGUUCAAAAACUCCAGGAGCUAGUAAGACGGUUGGAAAUUCAGAAUCAGGAAUUAAAGAUUAAGCGGAAUCAGCAAACUACAAAUUCUGAAAAGGAUCCCGGGAUAGACAAUCAUAUUUCUGCUUUAAACAGUACAGGUGUUAUGAAUAACUUGAACCUACACCCUGAGAAAGGAGAUAUAGAAAUUAUGGCCGACCUGCAAAGUAAGCUAAAACAAAUAACCUCAGAAAAAGAAAACAUUCCUACUUUGAGGACAGAUGCACAGGUGCAAUAUGAAAAGCUAUGUUCUGAUUCAAAGCAGGAAGGUCAAGCAAGACUUAUUUGUAAUGACGAAGACAGCUGCUUUUAUACCAUGGAUGUGAGUAGCGAAAGAGAGCUGGAAGAUUCUGCAGCAAAAAUGACUGAACUAAAUCCAAGCGACGAUCUAGAAAAUGUUCUGGAUGAAACGGGUUUAGAUGAAGUGGAAGUUCUGGAGUUGGGAUCUUGCAGUGAUGAUGAUGAAGAUUGCUGGUUGUAUGUUUCUCCCAAAAAGAUGGAAAGUGAAGAACCAAAACCAGAUUCUCCUUUAAAGUGGUGCAGACAAGUACUGGAUCAUCACAGUCCUGAGACUGAGGUAGCCUGCCAAACGCUAAUUGGAAAACUUGAUCAAGCAAGUAGAUGGAAAACCUUGUAUUGCAGUCCACUGGCUUCACCAAGUGCCCAUAACUCCUGCACUGACCACAGCUUCUGUAACAAUACACUUAACUCACCCGGGUGCCUCAAAUCAACUAACAAACCAAUACUAACCUGUGGCAGCUCAGGUUAUUUGAGUAUCCAUUCUGCUCUCAGCUCCCAAUCUUCCGUAGACAGUGAACUGAGUACCUCAGAUGAUUCUAUAUCUAUGGGAUACAAACUACAGGAUUUGACGGAUGUUCAAGUCAUGGCUCGUCUUCAAGAAGAAAGUCUUAGACAGGACUACGCCUCAAGUUCUGCUUCUGUGUCACGGCGCAGCUCCAGUGCUUCAUUACAUUCAUUACGGAGAGGCACCUUCAGUGAUCAGGAGUUUGAUACAUACAGUUUGGAAGAUGAGGAUGACUGUGACUGCUCGCUCUCCUUCCGUAGCACACACCGAUAUUCCCCAUCUCCUCUCAGUUCACCUCGGUGCCAAUCACCUUCAUCAACUAGUGAACAUCUCAGGGCCUCAACCUCUCGCAUCAGACCUCCCAGGAGAUCCAUUCAAAAUACUGUGCAAGACCGAAUGAAGCAUGCAAACUGUGAAGAUGAGUUACGCCACAGUAUGCCUAACUUGGCGAAAACAAGUUUACGUUCUCUUGAAGCCGUAAGAAGCAGUCGUAGUUUGGAGUCUGAUCUUCAGGGUCCAGGCAGCCGAUUAACAAGAAUCCAACCGUCUUCAAUGAGUACUCCGCCCAGUAAACUGAGGUAUGGCUCCAGCUCAGGACAAUCUUCACUCUCGGCUCGUCAGCCAGUUAAAGCAGGUGGAGGUGCGAAUUCAAUGCUGGUAUCAAAACCACAGAUCAAAUCUUCUGGGUACAACAGUGCAAACGGUACACGAAAGCUUCAGUCUUCUGUUGGGAUGAAUCCAACAACAUCUGGAGCAGUUUCCCGAGCUGGUAAUUUCUCAGCUUCCAUUAAACACCCACCUGCGAAAUCUCAGAUAUCUGGAGUGCACUCGACUCCUAAAAGUAAAAUGAUUCAGCCAUCUAGGAGAUCUGUUCACUCUUCAAAGACAAAUAGUAUACCAAAUGACGACGAUUCCUGGAAAGAAGGAUGCUAUUAAAUUAUCUCAGAUAAAUAUUUAUUUUUGUCCAGCGGGCUGGACAGAAAUUUCACCAACAAGAAAAAAUGCUGUAAUUCUUAGAUGAUGAUUACAGAUUUCAAGACACAGGCUCCUUUUACAUUUUGUUUUUGUUGUUUACUUUUCAGACUGUUCAAAGUGUUUCACGUUCUACUGCAACACAUUGCUAGCAACUAAACAUUGAGCCAUUGAAUUACAAGAAACGGAUAUGUAAUUAUUGCCACCAGCUGACCUGCUGCACAUUUGUGACUGACUACUAAAGAUUAUGGGAAAACAUGUUAGAAACAUAGUGUACUGAUAUUGUUAAGAGAAUUUAAAAUUGUUUCCUGUUAAUUUGUUUGUUUGCCACCUCAGAAAAAAAAAAAGUUUUCUACUUGUUCUACUCAGCAGCAGAAUUUUUCAACUGCACCUUUUUAAUGUCCUUGACUGAGUUGUUUUUUUUUACCUUGGAAUUUGUGAAUAUAUAUGUAUAUAGCACAGAUAUAUGGUUAUGAUAUUUAGGACCCAUUUCAAGGACUAGAAAAUCAUUAUUGUGCCAGUAUGAAUAGAUGGACUCACAGAUAUAUAUCGAUGGUGCACAAUAUUUGUGUGGUUAAAUGGAGUUGACUAGUUGCACUGUGUAGAAAAUACAUGUUUUUUUGUGAAGUAUCUCCUUUAACUGUUUUGACCUACAUUCAGUAAAUAAAGCAAUCUACUGUGA
Molecule: messenger RNA, 2674 nt
Organism: Bombina bombina (fire-bellied toad)
Lineage: Eukaryota; Metazoa; Chordata; Amphibia; Anura; Bombinatoridae
Product: SLAIN motif-containing protein-like
Exons: 9
Coding region: 61-1956 (631 amino acids)
Biological process (GO): cytoplasmic microtubule organization; positive regulation of microtubule polymerization; microtubule nucleation
Cellular component (GO): microtubule plus-end
Source: RefSeq, a predicted model, not a curated record